AACGUUUUGAGUGGCGCUCGAUAUGCGCGAGCAGAACGCGAAACGCCGAUUAAAAAAAGUGUCCAGAUGGCGAUAAACGGCGUUUGUUAUAUUCGGUCAACAAGUCUUGUUGUAUUCGGUCGCGGAUAGAGUCGAGUGCAGUUCAGGAGAAACGCUCGCUUACGCCACAACGACGCCGAUUUGCAUAUUAAGCUAAACAAAAAGAACAAAGGCGGCCGAUUGAAGAAAUUCCCGGGGCUCCGAAAAGCCCUCGCCACCUCUGCUCCAGACGCAUCCUACCUUCUCACUGAAUUCGUCGGCCACAGCCAACGAGCAAGGAUGGAUGAGGAGUGCAGCGCGAACUCGCUGGAGAGACACAAGUUCGGCUGGGAGGACUACUUGGUGUUCGCGGCCGUGCUCGCCGUGUCCAUGGGCAUCGGCGUCUUCUACGGUUGCUUCAAGGGCAAGCAGAAAACGGCCUCGGAAUUCUUGAUGGGCAACAGGCAGAUGAAUUUCUGGACGCUCGGCGCCUCACUGACUGUCGGAUUUACAUCUGCAAUCGCCCUGCUUGGGAACACAGCCGAAAUGUACAACUUUGGCACACAAUACUCACUAACUUUGAUCUCGUUUCUAAUAAUGGUACCCGUAACUUCGUUCCUGUAUCUGCCCACUUUUCGUGGAUUAGGAAUCACUUCAAUCUAUGAGUAUUUUGACAGGAGGUUUUGCAACAAAACAAGGCUGCUCAUGUCCUCUCUUUUUGUCGUACAAUCACUACUCUACUUGUCAGUGGUUGUUUACGCCCCUGCACUUGCACUGCGGCAAGUGACUGGAUUUAAUGUAAUUGCGGCGGCCGCGUUGAUUUUCACUGUCUGCGUCAUCUACUCAUCACUAGGUGGAAUAAAAGCUGUUGUGUGGAGUGACACGUUCCAGUUCACAAUUAUAGUGGCAGCUUUGCUGAUGGUGGUUAUUCGAGGAGCAAUGCUCGAUGGUGGUCCAGCGGAAAUUUGGCAAGACGCCUAUGAAUCUGGACGCAUUGAAUUCUUAAAUGUAAAUCCAGAUCCGAGAAUUAGGCACUCUUUUUGGACGGUGAUCGUCGGCUCGACUUUUUACUGGUUGGCGAUGAAUUGCGCCACGCAGUCGUCGGUGCAAAGGCUAAUGACUGCGCCCUCAAACAAACACGCCACUUGGGCCCUGUGCCUCAGUUCUCUCGGAAUGAUAGUAAUUUACUCAAUCACUUUCUACGUGGGCCUCGUCAUGUACAACCACUUUCAACACUGCGACCCUCUGCUAAGCAAACAAGUUGAGGCAACUGACCAGUUGCUGCCCCUCUAUGUAAUGGAAGUUGCUGGCUCUCUUCCUGGUUUGCCUGGACUUUUUGUUGCCGGCGUUUUCAGCGCUGCUUUGAGCACUGUGGCGUCAGGACUAAAUGCAUUGGCUGCGAGCACCCUGCGAGACAUCCUUGCCGGAGGUUUUAAUUACAAACCAACGGACGCGAAAGGAGCUCUGAUUUCUAAAGGGCUCAGUGCUCUUUACGGAUUACUCGGCUUUGCGCUCAUUUUUCUCGUAAUGCAACUCGGAGGCGUUUUGCAAGUGGCUAUUAGUCUUAAUGGAAUGUUGGCCGGAGCUGCUUUGGGAACUUUUACUCUGGGAAUGUACAUACCUUGGUGCAAUCGAACGGGUGCGAUUGUGGGAACCAUAGUGGGGCUAGCCACGUCCUUGUGGUUGUGCAUCGGCGCCCAAGUAGCCGCACUGUCCGGCCGAUUAGUUCAGGAGAGGAAAAUUGUUGGCACUGAUUGCAACUGCACCGUCAUACUUCCAGAGAUACCCAAUCCUGAUGAAGUAUUCGAUGGUUAUAGAAUAUCUUAUCUCUAUUAUUCACCGAUCGCGUUCCUAGUGACCAUCGUCAUUGGUGUUAUUGUCAGCGGAAUAACUGGGUUCCAAAAGCCAGAGUCACUGGAUCCAGAGCUACUUUCCUCUUUAAUCAGAGGCAGGGUGAAGCGUCACAUCAAAGAGAUUCAGUUAGAGACCUGCACUGAAAUUGACGACCAAAAAUAUUAGUUUUUAAAAUAAAUC
Messenger RNA from Neocloeon triangulifer, 2052 nucleotides. Its product is annotated as sodium-coupled monocarboxylate transporter 2-like. The transcript has 15 exons. The record is from RefSeq and is a predicted model, not a curated record. Gene Ontology annotation, biological process: transmembrane transport; sodium ion transport. Gene Ontology annotation, cellular component: membrane. Gene Ontology annotation, molecular function: symporter activity. Bases 319 to 2037 code for a protein of 572 amino acids. NCBI's taxonomy places the organism in Eukaryota, Metazoa, Arthropoda, Insecta, Ephemeroptera, Baetidae.